AACUAAGCAUGCGUGAAGCUAAAACGGGCCGCCCCGUUGUCCAGCCUUAGUGUGCCGCACCCUUCGUGUCUGGCUGUGAAAAAUCGUGCAAAGUAGUGUGUUUACAUAAGUUUUUCGAGGAUAUUUUGUCAUUGAUGUCUCUCUGAUUGUACGUGCUCUAUUUGGACUCUAAUUUAGUGUAAUUUUUAGUAAAUCAAAAUGAGUAGCGAAUUAGAGCAGCUAAGAUCAGAAGCUGAGGCACUCAAGAAUCAAAUACGAAGCUCAGGAGGAUAUUUGGUAUCAGCAUCACAAGAUGGAAAAUUAAUAGUAUGGGAUUCAUAUACAACAAAUAAAGUACAUGCAAUCCCACUGCGUUCCAGUUGGGUCAUGACCUGUGCCUAUGCUCCGUCAGGCAGUUUUGUAGCGUGUGGAGGUCUGGAUAACAUAUGUUCCAUCUACAGUUUGAAAACGAGAGAAGGCAACGUGCGAGUGAGCCGGGAGCUACCGGGCCACACCGGCUACCUGUCCUGCUGCAGGUUCCUCGACGACAACCAGAUAGUCACCAGUUCAGGAGACAUGUCGUG
Messenger RNA from Priapulus caudatus, 563 nucleotides. RefSeq names its product guanine nucleotide-binding protein subunit beta-like. The record is from RefSeq and is a predicted model, not a curated record. Gene Ontology annotation, molecular function: signaling receptor complex adaptor activity; protein binding. Gene Ontology annotation, biological process: G protein-coupled receptor signaling pathway. Gene Ontology annotation, cellular component: cytoplasm; heterotrimeric G-protein complex. NCBI's taxonomy places the organism in Eukaryota, Metazoa, Priapulida, Priapulimorpha, Priapulimorphida, Priapulidae.